GUCACUCCUCUCCAGCUCCACUUUAUGACUUUUGGAAAUGUCUUUUUAACACUGCCAGAGCAGAGGAAUGUCUCUGAACAGCAGUGAGGAAGAGGAGGGAAGCAGCUAUGACAGUGCAGAUGGAAGAUAUCCACCAUGUUGCCCGUCUGGUCUCGUCCCUGCUAAACUAACCAUCGUGGUUGGAGACACCCACUUCUCAGAGGAAAAGAUGCUUCUUGUGCAGAGCUGCGACUAUUUCCGGGCGCUGUAUCGCUCUGGGAUGAAGGAAUGCCGACAAGAUGAAAUCCACCUCAAGUGUCUGCGUGCUCGGGGCUUCUUUCUUGCACUGGCGGUGCUUCGAGGGGAGAAGCCAGCGCUGGAUGGCGAUGAUAUUGUUGAAGCCAUUGAAUGUGCUGCUUUCUUACAAGUUGAACGACUCACCCAGCAUCUCAUCAACCUCACUGACUCUGACAACUGUUUGUUAAUGUAUCACACGGCUGCAACCUUCGGACUCAUGGAGCUUUACCACGCUGCAGCGCUCUUUAUCAGAAACAUGUACACCGACCUGGAGGCGGAGGUCAGGAAAUCCCUUCCAUCGGAGCUGAUUUCCUAUGUGGAGUCUUUGACACCGAGUGUUUUUGUUGCUGUUGGAGCCCACGUGACUUGUGGCGGGGUUGAAACUAUCCAUGCUGCCUCCAGGACGGUCUGCUACCUUGAUGAGACGGCGAAUACCUGGAAGGUACUGACAGAUCUUCCACUUGAGGCUAGCACCUCCAUGGCUGGAGUGACUGCUCUAGAGAACAAACUCUACAUCAUCGGAGGAGUUCACGGACUUCACAAACAGGUCGUGGAUGCCUGUUUCUGCUAUGAUGUGAAAGAAAACAGCUGGGGCAGGAUCUCCAGCCCGGCACAGCUGCGAUACAAUCUGAGCCUUCUAGGUGUAGACAGUCAUCUUUAUGCCAUCGGAGGAGAAUACGAGCGAACGGUUAUGUCAUCUGUAGAAAUCUACGAUGUUAAGACAGGAAGGUGGAAGUUUGCAGCACACUUACCUCGACCUGCAGCAGGAGCAGCGUGCACUAAAGCCAUGAGCAGGAUAUUUGUGUGUUUAUGGAAGCCGAUGGAGACGACAGAGAUCUACGAGUACAUCUCCAGAAGAGAUGAGUGGCGCCUUGUGACCACGCUGAUCAGGCAACAGAGUUACGGUCACUGCAUGGUCGGCCACAGAGACUGUCUGUACGUCAUGAGAAACGGGCCGUCCGACGACUUCCUGCGAUGUCUCAUGGACUGUUACAGCCUGAGCUCGGGACAGUGGACGUCUCUGCCGGGACACUUCGCCAACAGCAAGGGUUCUCUGUUCACAGCCGUGGUGAGAGGCGACUCUGUGUUCACGCUCAACAGGAGCAUGACUCUGGAGUACAUCGUCGAAGGAAAGAACUGGAAACCAAGACGGCAGAUGAAGGGUUUCCCUAGAAGUGGAUCUGUGUGGACGUUUAUGCUGCAGCUUCCAGAAAACCUCAUGCUAAAGUAAUCGAGUCUUUUCCUUUACUUUCUAAGUGAAUGCCAACAGAUUUUUAUACAUCAAACAUGUAUUUUA
Cheilinus undulatus (humphead wrasse) is the source of this 1573-nucleotide messenger RNA. Its product is annotated as kelch repeat and BTB domain-containing protein 13. Bases 68 to 1507 code for a protein of 479 amino acids. Gene Ontology annotation, molecular function: protein binding. Lineage: Eukaryota; Metazoa; Chordata; Actinopteri; Labriformes; Labridae. The transcript has a single exon. The record is from RefSeq and is a predicted model, not a curated record.